GCUUAGGGCUUCACUAAAUCAGUAACACUUCCAUCGUCAUGUCGAACCACCUCUACGGCUAUACCUCCACCGCUUACGGCGGUGGCGCCGGAAACUCCCGAUCUGCCGCCGACGCCUCAUUGCUCGCCAUUUCUUCUAGGUACUUGGCGGCUGACCAGCUCUCCUCUUCUUCCUCCCUCUCCUCCUCUUCGCUGCUCUACAACCCCGAGAGCUACUCUAGAAUCCCCGCCCUCCCCUCCACCACCUCCUUGAACUCAUACAGACCACCUGGUGUCGAUUUGGCUGCUGCAGGUGUCCCCACCGACCCACUUUAUGCUGGUGUGAAGCGCACUUCAGCUGAAUCACUCUAUCACCAGACUCUUUUGGGUGCGUAUAACAAGAUUGGGCAAACUGAUGCUUGGUAUUCAUCGAACCCUUUAGCCAAGCGCACUAGAUAUGAGAGUACGGGCCAUUUUCCCAUAUACCCCCAGAGGCCCGGUGAGAAGGACUGUGCCUUUUAUAUGCAAACAAGAACCUGUAAAUUUGGAGAGAGCUGCAAGUUUGACCAUCCUGUUUGGGUCCCAGAAGGGGGAAUCCCUGAUUGGAAAGAGAUCCCAUUGGUGUCUAGUGAAGCCCUUCCCAAGAGACCUGGCGAAAUAGAUUGUCCUUUCUUCUUGAAGACCCAAAAAUGUAAGUUUGGUAUUAGGUGCAAAUUCAACCACCCUAAAGAUAGCAUCCAGCCUGCUUUUCAGGGUGCUCCUGAGGAAGGUGGCGUCUCUGUCUUACCUGAGAGACCGUCAGAGCCUACAUGUUCCUUUUUUGUGAAGACUGGAAAAUGUAAAUUUGGUUCAACCUGCAAAUUUCACCACCCCAAUGCAGUCCUGAUUCAAUCAAUUGUGGAGGAGAAUAUUAAUGGGCUGCAGAAGAACAUACUUGGAGAGAACAAGGCAGUGCAAACAUCUUUUGCCCCUGCUCUGUUGCACAACUCCAAGGGCCUUCCAAUCAGACCUGGUGAAGAAGAUUGCCCAUUCUAUUUGAGAACUGGCAGCUGCAAGUACGGAACCACAUGCCGCUACAACCAUCCGGACAGAUAUGUGAUCAAUCCACAAGCUGCUACUACUUCUUCUCUUCUUACCUCACCCUCAGCUCGUUACGGUCUUGGCGUUGCUUCUCCGGCAGCAUCUCUGUUGCCAAAUUUUGAUCCAAGGCUCUCUCAAACUAUGGUUGGUUUGACUGCAACUAUUUUCCCUCAACGACCUGGACAACAGGAAUGUGAUUAUUACAUGAAAAAUGGGACAUGCAAGUAUGGGAAUAACUGCAAGUUUCACCAUCCCAUCGAUCGGUCAGCACCCACUGCAUCAGCAACAGGGUCUCCACAGCAAAAUGUGAAACUAACUCUUGCUGGCCUGCCAAGAAGAGAGGGUGCUAUCAACUGCCCAUAUUACAUGAAGACUGGAGCAUGCAAGUACGGGGCAACGUGCAAGUUUGACCACCCGCCUCCUGGAGAGGUGAUGGCGGCGGCCAUGGCAACAGCUUCUGCAGUUGGUGAAGGCAAACAAAAUGGAGAUGUGUAAAUCAGUAGUCAUAGUCCACUUAUCUACCCUCUUUUUCCCUAAAGAAUUGUAGUAUUAGGCUAUUGUAUCAACUUGAUGUUCUUCAAGCAUUUGAUUAAUCAGAAGCUUGUUUAUUGGCCUCUAA
Molecule: messenger RNA, 1677 nt
Organism: Salvia hispanica
Lineage: Eukaryota; Viridiplantae; Streptophyta; Magnoliopsida; Lamiales; Lamiaceae
Product: zinc finger CCCH domain-containing protein 8-like
Molecular function (GO): metal ion binding; mRNA binding
Source: RefSeq, a predicted model, not a curated record